Molecule: messenger RNA, 6976 nt
Organism: Nicotiana tabacum (common tobacco)
Lineage: Eukaryota; Viridiplantae; Streptophyta; Magnoliopsida; Solanales; Solanaceae
Source: RefSeq, a predicted model, not a curated record
GGAAUAGCUGGUUGGCGUUUGAGGACUUCGUUCACUGUAUUAAGGUGUUUGCCGUUGGAGUUUGUUUGAAGUUAGAUUUCAACCAAUACGAAACUAAGGUUCAGUGAUGAUAGAAUUCAACAUCAAACCUAGCAGCAUACAUGUUUGCAAAGUACGACUAGAGUCUUGAAAUUUUGUAAACGCUUUCACAUGGUUGAAAAUCCAAACCGUACAGUAUUUCAAAGUUAUAGAAAGAGUUCACGGCUGUGACAACACACUUCUUUGACCAUAUUUUAGAUUCUAAUGGAAGUUUCAUCCCUCAUUAGCUCUUUGGAAAUUGGAAAACAGAUAACUGUGAAGCUAUCCAUCUUUGUUUGGUGUAUGGUUGCAACAUUUAGGUCAUUGAUGCACUUGUAAAGAAUAAGAUUGGCGAAACUAGAAAUACUGGACUAUUCGAUGGUUAGGGGGUAAUGGAAUCAGUAAAAUGCCUGAAAUAUGUUUGAGUCAAGCGCUGAUUUAAGAUAAUAAUUUAUCACUUGCAGGAUUUAUUAACUAUUAGAGGAAACUGAAAAGGUGGAAAGGAGAUGGCCGAGGAGUGUCGCAAUGUGAUAGGUGCCAUAAACCUUGUGAAGGGCCAGCAUUUAGGUAGACCGACCAUUAAUCAAUUGGACGAUGCUACAAAGCACCUAACGCAUGUAGCUGUAUUUCUCACGAAUCUGGAGAAGUGCUACCCUGGGAAUGGGAUAUCUGGACAACUUAGGUCCCUAUUUCUAGAAGCUCGUGAUGGCUUUUCUGAGAUGUGUUCUCGUUUUCCCCGUUUCAACCUUACCAAUAAAAUGGGGAACAUUGCUGAGAAAUUCAAAGCUUCAAAGGCAUCAAGAUCAACUAGCCAAAUGAUUUCCGAGGUGCUGACAAUAAUUGAACAUGAGACUAUUGCUAAGCGAAUCAGAGCUUCAAAGCCAUCAAGAUCAUCUAGUCGAAUCACUAUGGAGAUGGUGGGGUUUGUUGAAUCUUUGCUUGGUUCUGUUCAUCGCGCUCUGUUCUUUAUUAGUGUAGGGCCUGCAGCGUCUUUGCUUGACAAGAAGCUCCGACAUCUACGAGUCUUCUUCACAUUAAUUGCAAAGCGGUGCAUUGAGCAUGAGAGUAUGAAGGAUCUCUUCACCCAUGUUGAGGAUGUAGCUUACACUGCAGCAUACCUAUGUUUCUUGGGGUCGAACUGCAAUAUGGAUGGUGAGUUCUCUAAAUUGCUGGAAAGGGUAAGUCGUCCCUUUAGCCAAUUGAGGCAGAUUUAUCAGAGUGCCUUGAUAGGGUUAAAGUCAUCAAGCUCUGAGACUACUACAAUAUUGAAUGCCAAAUAUAUACUUGAUUUUGUUAGUGCUUUCCGGGAGGAUCUAAGACUUAGAUGUGAUGGUCGAAUUAGGUGGCCCCAAAGGGGACUUUCUUACCUUUCUCGAUUUUUCAGGGACAUAGAAUCUUAUCCCCUUCCAUGUGAAGAAGUGAUUUCUCUUCGAUUAAAUAUGGAAGCUCUGGCCAUUGGGGCAGCAAAUGCUAUCUACUCCUCCUAUGAUGAGGAAAUGCACAACACUACUGAAAUAGACGAUGUGCUUUUUCAUUUGCAACUGAAGUUUAAUUAUGUCAAGGUGGAAGUCGAUCUGAUUCAGCUACUAACCCGUCAAGUCGCCAUCACAAUAGGUCCUAUGAAAUCUCUGAUUGACUAUGUUUGGAGUGAGCUGAUAUUCUUUAGAAAUUAUUUCAUGAAUGGAUUAAAGCAGUGUAAAGAGAAGACUAAGAUAACUGUUAUUUUGACCUCUAUUCAAUCUGCGAUUAGCCAAGCAUGGUCAGUCUGUGAUUCUCUUUGUCAUGACUUGGAGCAAGAAAACUUUUUUUCUUAUGAUACGCAUCAAGAAGACUCUUUUUCUUAUGAUACGCAUCACGAAGACUCUUUUUCUAAUGAUACGGAGCAAGAAGACUUGGUCAGAGAAAUGAUUAAUUGCUUGCAUUUUCAGUUGCUUCUUAAAUUCAAGUUUAUUAAGGCAGCGAUUAGACAGAUGUAUCCCAGCAUUUCUGCAUCAUCAACAUUAGACCAUCCCACAAUAAGUCUGCUGAACUUUCUUCCUAUGAACUUUGAGGUCAUUGAUUCCUAUUUCAGCAUGCUAAAAUCCUCCAAUACAUCAUCUUCACAUAGGCCCAUGAUGGAUGAGUUUCAUGAAUAUAUUCUCGAAAAUCUGCUACUGAAGGAUGAAACCAAUUUGACGUUUACUAUUGCAGAUGAGGUCAAAAGGUUUUAUGGUGGGUUAUUGCUCCUGGUAACAUAUCUUAUUGAACCUCUAGUUCCUCAAAUUGAACGUAGGAAGCAAAAUAAUCUCUCGACGGGAUUUGGAACCAUCGCAAUUGAGGCGCAAUCUGCUAUGUGUUUAUCUUAUGAGGAUAUUAUGAAUAGCAACAACUGUAGGGAGGUCAAUCUUGUUCUUCAAUUUUUGACUGUGGCUUUCUGGCUUAUCAAAUCUGAGGGAAGCUUGAUGGAUAUACUAAAGUACAAAGCCACUUUGGAAUAUCAAGUUCUGGAUCUGAUUGAGGGUGCUCGUGAAGAGCUUAUUUUCAUUAGAUCUAUUCUCAUGGAUCUUCUCAGGCCAACAGAACUUAACAGAUUGGAUGAUAUCUUAAUGCAUGCUGAAGUGACUGUGAAAAGGUUAGCAAUACUCAGUGAUUCUUGUUAUGAAAUUUUCCAGGACGGAAGCAGCACUGACAUAAUGAGGCUUUGGUUAUCUGAUGCUCUACGAGAGAUUGAGUCUAUCAAGGUAGAGUUCAGAAAAGUAUGCUUGCAAGUUCUGGAUGUAUCACCUUUGACCAUGACAGAUGGAGAAGGCCUUAUUAAUUUCUUAUUAAACCACCAGGACAAGGUGCCGAACAAUGAUGCUGCUUCUUUUAACGAAAGUUUCAUGGAUGGAAGCAGCAGUGAGAAUAUGGAACUUUCAUCAUCUAAUUUUCUAGGGGAGAUUGAAUCUGUCAAGGUAGAGGAGGUAAAAAAUGCAUGCAAUCAAGUUGUGGAUGCAUCACCCUAUGAGAUGCAUAAGACAGAUGGAGAAGGCUUUAUCAAUCUUCUGUUAACCCAACAGGACAAGGUGCUGGACUAUGAUACUGGUUCAAUCUCUUUUCUGCAUAAUCAAAUCUCCGUAGUUAAAGACAAACUAUUGGACAUGGGAUCUUUACUUGUAGAUAUUGUACAGUACCGCAAUAUGCAUCUUGAACUCAAAGAUCUUGCUAAACGCGUUCAAGAUAAAAACUACAUUUGUUUCUUCUCCAUCAAGGGGUAUAUUCCUGCUUGGUAUUACACAUUAUAUCUCUCUGAUGUCAAGCAGUUGCUUAAGUUUGUUGAGGCAGAGGUAAAGACGGUUUGUCUGAAAGUUCCAGAUUCUUCAAGUUAUAGCUUCCCCAAGACAAAUGGACUAGGAUUUCUCAAUUGCUUUUUGGGCAAAUUGGAGGAGCUUUCAUGUUCUAAGCUUGAUUUGGCUGUUGACUUAAAUCAUCAGAUUGGAUCAGUCAAGGAGGGCUUACUGUAUCUAACAUCAUUGAUUGAUCAUUUUUCAGAACACUAUGAUGAGCAUGAUGAAGUUUAUGGUCUUAUAACAAGUGUUACUGUAAUGGCAUACAAGGCCGAGUAUGUCAUUGACUCGUGCUUGUCCUAUUCUUAUCCACUCUGGUACAAAGUUCUUUGGAUUUCUGAAGUUGUUGAGAAUAUUAAGAUUGUAAAUAAAGUUGUUGGGGAGACUUGUGAAAGAAAGAAGAUUGAAGUGACAGCGCAUGAAGUUGCAAAAACCUCCACUAAUCUUGCACCGUCAUUUUCGGAUAAUACUCGAAGAACAAACAAAGAAAUGGAGGGUUUCCAGGAUACAAUGGACGAAUUAAAGGAGCAGCUACUUGGAGGAUCACCUCAACUAGAUGUCAUCUCAAUCGUUGGCAUGCCAGGAUUGGGCAAGACUACAAUUGCAAAGAAGAUUUACAAUGAUCCAACAGUCACCUCUCACUUUGAUGCCCAUGCUCAAUGUCUUGUGACUCAAAUAUAUUCAUGGAGGGAGUUGUUGCUGACCAUCUUGAAUGAUGUUCUUGAGCCUGCUGAUCUCAAUGUAAAAGAAGAUGGUGAAUUAGCUGAUGAGCUACGCCGAUUUUUGUUGACUAAGAGAUUCUUGAUUCUCAUUGAUGAUGUGUGGGACAACAAAGUGUGGGACAAUUUACAUCUGUGCUUCAGAGAUGUUCGGAGUGGGAGUAGAAUUAUUCUAACAACCCGGUUGAGUGACAUUGCCAAUUAUGUUAAAUGUGAAAGUGAUCCCCAUCAUCUUCAUUUGUUCAGAGAUGAUGAGAGUUGGACAUUGUUACAGAAAGAGGUAUUUCAAGGGGAGACCUGUCCACCUGAACUUGCAGAUGUGGGAUCUCGGAUAGCAAGGCGUUGUAGAGGGUUGCCUCUCUCAGUGGUGUUAGUAGCUGGUGUUCUGAAACAGAAAAAGAAGAAACUAGAUUUGUGGAAAGUAGUAGAAGAAAGUCUAGGUUCCCAGAGCAUUGGCAGCUUAGAAGAGAGCAUGUCUAUAAUUGGAUUCAGUUACAAGAAUUUACCACACUAUCUUAAGCCUUGUUUUCUCUAUUUUGGAGGAUUUUUGCAGGGCAAGGAUAUUCAUGUCUCAAAAUUGACUCGGUUGUGGGAAGCCGAAGGGUUUGUACAAGCAAACAAGGAAAAAGGACAGGAAGAUGCCGCACAAGGUUUCUUGGAAGAUCUUAUUCGUAGAAAUCUAGUAAUGGGCAUGGAGAAGAGACCCAAUGCCAAGGUAAAAACGUGCCGCAUUCAUGAUUUGUUGCAUAAAUUCUGCGUGGAAAAGGCCAAACAAGAGAAUUUCCUUCUCCAGAUCAAUAGUGGAGAGGAUGUGUUCCAUGAACAGCUGAAGGAAUACCGAUUGUUCAUUCACUCUUACCAAGAUGAAAUUGAUUUGUGGCGGCCAUCUCGCUCAAAUAUCCGCUCUUUACUAUUCAAUGCAAUUGAUCUGGAUAACUUGUUAUGGCCGUGUGAUAUCUCCUUCAUCUUUGACAGUUUCAAACUUGUUAAAGUGUUGGAUUUAGAAUCUUUCAACAUUGGUGGUACUUUUCCCAGUGAAAUACAAUAUCUAAUUCAGAUGAGGUACUUCGCUGCUCAAACUGAUGCAAAUUCAAUUCCUUCAUCUAUAGCUAAGCUUAGGAAUCUUGAGACUUUUGUGGUUAGAGGAUUGGGAGGCGAGAUGAUUUUACCUUGUUCACUUCUAAAGAUGGUGAAAUUGAGGCAUAUACAUGUAAACCAUCGGGUUUCAUUUGGUUUGCAUGAGAACAUGGAUGAAUCCCUUUCUCACUCUCAAUUAGCUAAUUUGGAAACCUUUUCUACUCCACGGCUCUCUUAUGGUGAAGAUGCAGAGAAGAUUUUGAGGAAGAUGCCAAAACUGAGAAAGUUGAGUUGCAUAUUUUCGGGGACAUUUGGUUAUUCAAGGAAAGUGAUGGGUAGGUGCGUUCGUUUUCCCAGAUUAGAGUUUCUAAGCCACCUUGAGUCCCUCAAGCUGGUUUCCAACAGCUAUCCAGCUAAACUUCCUCACAAGUUCAAUUUCCCCUCGCAACUAAGGGAAUUGACAUUGUCCAAGUUUCGUUUACCUUGGAACCAAAUUUCGACCAUUGCAGAACUGCGCAACUUGGUGAUUCUUAAGUUAUCUCUCAGAGCUUUUGAAGGGGAUCACUGGGAAGUGAAAGAUUCAGACUUCCCUGAACUCAAAUAUUUAAAACUGGAUAACCUCAAAGUUGCACAAUGGUCUGUCUCUUAUGAUGCUUUUCCUAAGCUUGAACAUUUGGUUUUAACGAAAUGUAAGCAUCUUGAGAAAAUCCCUUCUCAUUUUGAUGAUGCUGUAUCUCUAAAAAGCAUUGAGGUAAACUGGUGCAACUGGUCUGUUGCCAAUUCAGCCCAAGAAAUUCAAACAACACAACGUGAAGAUAUGGCAAAUGAUUCAUUCACAGUUACCAUACAGCCUCCAGAUUGGGCUAAAAGAUCAUCUCCUUGACUCAUAUCUGGCUUUGGUUUUUGUCAGCUCAACUCUUGUGUUAACUGCAAGUAUGUUUAGGGGACAGUUAUAUCUUAUUCAGACCACAAGUGGCUGAAGGAGAAGCUUAAGUAGUUGAACACAUGCACUAGAAGUCGUAUUUAGAAUUACUGUGGUUCUAGAAAAGAGUUCUGCAGAAAUUUUAUGCUUUUUCAGAAAUCUUAAGUUUCUAGUUUGAAACAGCAGAAUGGGAGCAGAAAUUUUUGCUCUAUGAAACAGGGAUGGCAGCAUUUUCAAAAUGGGAGAGUUUGAUCCAAAUCUUAUGUUGUACGACUACCACACUAUCAAUGUAAAAAAAUGAGAUUCUAAGAGUGGUACAUGUCAGAUUUCUGUGGACACAAGAGGUUCCAAGAUUAAGACCAUCCAUGUCCAAGGCAUUGCAGAUGCUAGUAAAGAAAGUAGGAAGAGUUACCUGUACCAACUAAUCCUCCCUUUAUAAAUGAGAAAACGGCGGAGAAGGUGAUUCAGCUUCAAUUUUCCACGAUUUCUCACAGUUCUUCUAGACGAUGCUUCAGUGGCCUCAAACUGAGACGUAACAUAAAUCUGUGAUAGAGUGAAUCUGUGCAUCUCAAGUAUCUUCUUGCCUCUUGUUCCUCUUUGCACACUCUGGAAGCAGAUGUUUCGUUUGCAACAAGUUGCUUUUAUCAUUGUAAUAGUGAAGUGUUUGACAAAUCCUUGGGCAGUUUAUUGUUGUUACAUAAGUAGAUGGACAUUACCAGGAGAGAAAUCAGAGAGAGUAGACUGCACAAUUAGAAGAUAUACAGAGUGCUAUUUUUGAAGAAUGAAGGUGUUGAUUUUUGCUCAUUCUGAAUCAUCUCUGUAUAAUCUUCUUCUGUAAUUGUUGAUUCUGGUUUAUCCAUUAGUCAUUUCACUGAGCUUUUUCCUAUUUUGAUUCA